GCAUCCCAACAUCUGUGUGGCUCUACUUUUUCAGCGGCAUCAUUUGCGAGGAAGAAAGGAGACAGCAACGAUUUUUUGGGAGUCUUUUGCUGAAAUUUACAUUUUUAACACUUCUUCAUGACACAUUUCUGUCUCUUUAGGGCCGUAGCCGACAAGUGAAGGGAGACAUUUUUUCGACCACCUGACGAGCUUUUCUGAAACGGACAAGUGCACCCACUCAAACCGAACCUCCGAGGAGAGCCAAAAUGGGGUAUGGAAGGUCAGACAGCUACCGCGUGGCCACCACGCAGGACAAGGAUGAGAAGGAGUCGCCCAAGAAGAAAGGAGGCAAGGGAAUGGAUGACCUUAAGAAGGAAGUCCCAAUUACGGAGCACAAAAUGUCCGUGGAGGAAGUUUGCAGAAAAUACACCACUGACAUCGUUCAGGGUCUGACCAACGCAAGGGCUGCUGAGUACUUGGCCAGAGACGGCCUCAAUGCCCUGACCCCGCCACCCACUACCCCGGAGUGGGUCAAGUUCUGUCGUCAGCUGUUUGGCGGCUUCUCCGUCCUGUUGUGGAUCGGCGCCAUCCUCUGCUUCCUGGCCUACGCCAUCCAGGCCGCCACGGAGGACGAGCCUGCCGGGGAUAAUUUGUACCUCGGUAUCGUGUUGUCAGCUGUGGUCAUUAUCACUGGCUGCUUCUCCUACUUUCAAGAAGCCAAGAGCUCCAAGAUCAUGGAGUCCUUCAAGAACAUGGUCCCCCAGCAAGCCCUGGUGAUCCGCGAAGGGGAAAAGAUGCAGAUCAAUGCCGAGCAGGUGGUGGCCGGAGACCUGGUGGAGGUGAAGGGGGGAGACCGGAUCCCCGCCGACCUCCGCAUCAUCUCAUCGCACGGCUGCAAGGUGGACAACUCCUCCCUGACCGGCGAGUCGGAACCUCAGACCAGGUCGCCAGACUGCACUCAUGAAAAUCCUCUGGAGACCCGGAACAUCGCCUUCUUCUCCACAAACUGUGUGGAGGGCACAGCUCGCGGUAUCGUGGUGUGCACGGGCGAUCGCACCGUGAUGGGCCGCAUUGCCACCCUCACCUCGGGCCUGGAAACCGGCAAGACGCCCAUCGCCAAGGAGAUCGAGCACUUCAUCCACAUCAUCACUGGCGUGGCCGUCUUUCUCGGCGUGACUUUCUUCAUCCUGUCGCUGGUGCUGGGGUACUCCUGGCUGGAGGCCGUCAUCUUCCUCAUCGGCAUCAUCGUAGCCAACGUGCCCGAAGGCCUGCUGGCCACCGUCACUGUGUGUCUCACUCUAACCGCAAAGCGAAUGGCCCGCAAAAACUGCCUGGUGAAGAACCUGGAGGCGGUGGAAACGCUGGGUUCCACCUCCACGAUCUGCUCGGACAAGACGGGCACCCUUACCCAGAACAGGAUGACCGUGGCCCACAUGUGGUUUGACAAUCAGAUCCAUGAGGCCGACACUACCGAGGACCAGUCAGGCUCCUCCUUCGACAAGAGCUCCACGACUUGGGUGUCCCUGGCCCGCAUCGCCGCGCUGUGCAACCGCGCCGUGUUCAAGGCCGGCCAGGAGUCGUUGCCCAUCCUCAAGCGCGAAGUGGCCGGCGACGCCUCCGAGUCGGCGUUGCUCAAGUGCAUCGAGCUGUCUUGCGGCACUGUCAAAACCAUGAGGGACAAGAACAAGAAAGUUGCUGAGAUACCCUUUAAUUCCACCAACAAAUAUCAGCUUUCCAUUCAUGAGAGCGAUGACGAGUCGGACAAACGCUACCUUCUAGUGAUGAAGGGAGCCCCAGAGAGGAUCCUCGACCGCUGCUCCACCAUCAUGUUGCAGGGCCGCGAGCAGCCGAUGGACGAUGAGAUGAAGGAGGCCUUCCAGAACGCUUACUUGGAACUGGGAGGCCUGGGGGAGAGAGUGCUGGGCUUCUGCCACCUCUUCCUCCCAGAGGAGUCCUACCCAAAAGGUUUUGCCUUUGACACGGACGAUGUCAACUUCCAGACGGACAACCUUUGCUUCGUGGGCCUCAUGUCUAUGAUUGACCCACCCCGCGCCGCCGUCCCAGAUGCUGUGGGCAAGUGUCGCUCCGCUGGCAUUAAGGUCAUCAUGGUGACAGGUGAUCAUCCAAUCACAGCCAAGGCCAUCGCCAAGGGCGUGGGCAUCAUCUCCGAGGGCAACGAGACGGUAGAAGACAUCGCUGCACGACUCAACAUCCCCGUGAGUCAGGUGAACCCCAGGGACGCAAAAGCCUGCGUGAUCCACGGAACAGACCUGAAGGACCUCGACCAAGACCAAAUGGAUGACAUUUUAAGGAACCACACAGAGAUCGUCUUUGCUCGAACCUCACCUCAGCAGAAACUCAUCAUCGUAGAGGGCUGCCAGAGACAGGGUGCCAUCGUGGCCGUGACGGGUGAUGGCGUCAACGACUCUCCCGCCCUCAAGAAGGCCGACAUCGGCGUCGCCAUGGGAAUCUCUGGCUCGGACGUAUCCAAACAAGCUGCCGACAUGAUCCUGCUGGAUGAUAACUUUGCGUCCAUCGUCACGGGCGUGGAGGAAGGCCGCCUGAUCUUUGACAACCUGAAAAAGUCCAUCGCCUACACGCUCACGAGCAACAUCCCUGAGAUCACCCCCUUCCUCUUCUUCAUCCUGGUCAACAUCCCGCUUCCUCUGGGUACCAUCACCAUCCUCUGCAUCGACCUGGGCACGGACAUGGUGCCAGCCAUCUCCCUGGCGUAUGAGGCAGCGGAAAGCGACAUCAUGAAGCGCCAGCCCAGGAACCCGAUGAGGGACAAACUGGUCAACGAGAGGCUCAUCAGCAUCGCCUACGGACAGAUCGGUAUGAUCCAAGCUCUCGGCGGCUUCUUCGCCUACUUCGUCAUCAUGGCAGAAAACGGCUUCCGGCCCUCUGUGCUGAUGGGAAUUCGCCUCAACUGGGACGACCGCUCCAACAACGACCUGGAGGACAGCUACGGCCAACAAUGGACAUACGAGCAGCGCAAGAUCGUGGAGUUCACGUGCCACACGGCCUUCUUCGUCAGCAUCGUGGUGGUGCAGUGGGCCGACGUCAUCAUCUGCAAGACCAGACGCAACUCUGUCUUCCAGCAGGGCAUGAGGAACAAGAUUUUGAUUUUCGGCCUGUUUGAAGAAACAGCCCUCGCCGCGUUCCUGUCCUACUGCCCCGGCAUGGACGUGGCGCUACGGAUGUACCCGCUUAAGGCCAGCUGGUGGUUCUGCGCCUUCCCGUACAGUUUCCUCAUCUUUGUUUACGAUGAGAUCCGAAAGCUCAUCCUGCGUCGAAACCCUGGAGGUUGGGUGGAAAAGGAGACAUACUAUUAAAUUAUCAAAACAUCACAAAUGUCUCAUCCGUCCGCCCCACCCUUUCACCCUCCCUCCCCUUGUGUCUCACCUUCCUUCUUCUCCCCUCCCGUUAUCAAAUCCCAACCCUCUUCCCCCGCCACCUCCUUCCACACUGUCACCUGAUUGGCUCGCACAUCACAAAUGCACGUUAGACCGCAAUGUGUGUAUCCAUUGUUGUUUACAUUUAGACAAGUGCAUCUUGCCACGGUGACGAGCUGACCAUGUUUACUCUUCUGCCAUCUUCUUUAACUAAAAACACACACACACACACACACACACACACCAAGAUGGCGCCGGGACCAACGACAGAGAGGGAGAGGAUGUUGCCGCGGGGGCAAACACACACGCAUUCUCUCCCAUCGCUUUUUUUUUUUUCCAACACUCAGCUCGAAACUGCCAACUGCCGCCAUUGUGCCGUUGCGUGUUGCCAUGGCGCCCGAAGUCGCCGUCAUUGCCGCUUUCCCUACUCCACUGUUCCACCGCGCCAUUUGUCAGAGAAUCCGGAGCGAGUAUUGGGUACCGGUACCUUUAAUUUUUUUCUGUUUAUUUCUAGCUUGGGCAGCAUAGUAGUAGAGUGGUUAUCACAUUACCCCCCCGACCUUAUCGAUCACCUCCUCCUCUGCCCCCCUUCCACAGUGUUCGAUCUGCUUGUUUUUUUUAACAGGCGGCUAACUGGCUGUUGCUGUUUUUUUCAACAUUUUGAUUUGUGAGUGAGUAUAAAAGAUGCUUGUUUUCAUUGACACCUGACGAAGCAACCGUCUCUCCGUCCUCUUCCUCCUCAGCUCUCGAA
This is a messenger RNA of Hippocampus comes (tiger tail seahorse), 4125 nucleotides long. Its product is annotated as sodium/potassium-transporting ATPase subunit alpha-3-like. The transcript has 23 exons. The record is from RefSeq and is a predicted model, not a curated record. Gene Ontology annotation, cellular component: plasma membrane. The coding region runs from base 246 to 3314 and encodes 1022 amino acids. Gene Ontology annotation, molecular function: P-type sodium:potassium-exchanging transporter activity; ATP hydrolysis activity; ATP binding. NCBI's taxonomy places the organism in Eukaryota, Metazoa, Chordata, Actinopteri, Syngnathiformes, Syngnathidae. Gene Ontology annotation, biological process: potassium ion import across plasma membrane; intracellular sodium ion homeostasis; proton transmembrane transport.